AUGUCCGUUCGUCGCAGUUUCGGUGAUCAGUACAGAGGAUGUGGGCAUUACGUCCGGAUAUAUCAGACUGGAAUUACAUACGAUUGUGCUCGGCCGAAUUGCAAACUAAGUGCAGCACAUAUGCACAAAACUGCCAAGAACUGCGGGUGCAACAUGGAAUUUUCUGAUCACCGCAGAGUUCGCAACCUAUUCCAAACAAAAUGCGAAGCUUGCCUGGAGUACGAGGGUGGGGGUUCGGAUGUAUACGGCCAUCGAACGGGACCCCAUUGGUAA
Molecule: messenger RNA, 273 nt
Organism: Suillus fuscotomentosus
Lineage: Eukaryota; Fungi; Basidiomycota; Agaricomycetes; Boletales; Suillaceae
Exons: 3
Coding region: 1-273 (90 amino acids)
Source: RefSeq, a predicted model, not a curated record